AUGUUGCGAUUUUCUUGUUUAUUGUGGUGUGGCCCUUGUUAUGUGAGUUCCAGCAUCAGCCAGGGAGUUACUCCUGAAAAAGGACUGUUGACAUACAUCGACCAAUGUGCUGAAUUCUUGAUCAGACAGUCGCUGAGAUUGCACCUCUUGGCCUGGUGUUUAAUACAGGCGGUGCUGUGCCAGACGGACUUCACGACGGAGGGCACGGCCACGGAGCUGUACACGGCGUUCGGCACGGCGGUGGACGGCGCCGUCACGGAGGACGCCAACAACGCCCUGUUCACGUCAAAUUCCAAUCAAUGUAAUGUCCGUUUCCUGGAUUUCAAACUGACACUGACAUUCAAAAUUUCUAAAUGCAAUGCGAUGUUUCGUGGUGAAAUUGUGAAACAUUUGAGGCAGACCCUCUGA
This is a messenger RNA of Thrips palmi, 408 nucleotides long. RefSeq lists its product as uncharacterized. The transcript has 4 exons. Bases 1 to 408 code for a protein of 135 amino acids. NCBI's taxonomy places the organism in Eukaryota, Metazoa, Arthropoda, Insecta, Thysanoptera, Thripidae. The record is from RefSeq and is a predicted model, not a curated record.